UGUGGAGGUCAUGCCUUGUUCCUGUUACAUCAUCACCCUAAAUUAUGACCUCAGCCGCCCAAACUCUUUGAUCAGAGUCUUUUAUUCUUUCUUCCUCAUUCUAGCCCAUGCUUCCAAAGCUGACACCUCUUUCCUGGUCCUUCUUUGUGGACUUCCCCUCUGGCCUUUCUCAUAAUACCUUCUAGCCCACUGCAGUCCUGAUCCGACAUCUGAUUCUAAUCAUUCUCCCAUUCCUUCUCCAGACCUGAAGACCGGUCUGGGUUGGCCUCACACCCGAACAGGUGCGAUGCUCCUGAAUACCCCCAGAAGGCCAUGCUGCUUAACAGAUCCAUCUCUCUCUCCUCCCCCACUGCUAUCUGUUUUCCAAGAGUGAACAGCAGCACUGCCAGCUGAUCUGCUGCUUGCUGCCUCCAAUGCCUCUUCUAAUGUCACCACCGCCUCUGCUGUCUGCCGCUCUCUUCCCUCUUCGGGCCACAUUUUUUCUCCUUGUUAUUUUCUGCUCUCUCCUUUGCCUGCCACUACUGAAUAUCUCAACUUUGGCUUCUCAGGAACCAAAAUCCCGCCUUCUGGCCGGCAAACCAAUCACACAUAUUGUCUGCCAUCUCUACAUCUUUGGUUCAGCCCAGCUAUUUUGGUCCCUGCUCGCACUCUGAGAUUUCUCUCACUUUCCUCUGGGUUUACACCUCUUUCAGCACUUAAAGGGUGAUAGACACCUUAGAGUUGGUUAACUGAGCUAUAAAGGUCAGACUUCUGACACAGCUGGUGAUUGGCUAAUGGAUCUAGGUGUCAAAAGAUGGAAGAACUGGUUAAAGUCAUAUGGCUAUCUGCUUCCCUAUGACUCACGGGCACCCGCGCUGCACUCAGGGAAGGUCUUACAGUCAGCAGUCUCCACUAUGCAGCAGUUUUAUGGGAUCCCAGUCACCGGUGUGUUGGAUCAGACAACAAUCGAGUGGAUGAAGAAACCCCGCUGUGGUGUCCCUGAUCACCCCCACUUAAGCCGUAGGCGGAGGAACAAGCGCUAUGCCCUGACUGGACAGAAGUGGAGACAAAAACACAUCACCUACAGCAUUCACAACUACACCCCAAAGGUGGGGGAGCUAGACACACGGAAAGCAAUUCGCCAGGCUUUUGAUGUGUGGCAGAAGGUGACCCCGCUGACCUUUGAGGAGGUGCCAUAUCAUGAGAUCAAAAGUGACCGGAAGGAGGCAGACAUCAUGAUCUUCUUUGCUUCUGGUUUCCAUGGCGACAGCUCCCCAUUUGAUGGAGAAGGGGGAUUCCUGGCCCAUGCCUACUUUCCUGGCCCAGGGAUUGGAGGAGACACUCACUUUGAUUCAGAUGAGCCGUGGACACUAGGAAAUGCCAACCAUGAUGGGAAUGACCUCUUCCUGGUGGCUGUGCACGAGCUGGGCCAUGCGCUAGGACUGGAGCACUCCAACGACCCCAGCGCCAUCAUGGCGCCCUUCUACCAGUACAUGGAGACACACAACUUCAAACUGCCUCAGGAUGAUCUCCAGGGCAUCCAGAAGAUCUACGGACCCCCAGCUGAGCCCCUGGAGCCCACCAGACCCCUCCCCACGCUCCCCGUCCGCAGGAUCCACUCACCAAGUGAGAGGAAACAUGAGCGCCAGCCCAGGCCACCUCGGCCGCCCCUCGGGGACCGGCCGUCCACACCGGGCGCCAAACCCAACAUCUGUGAUGGCAACUUCAACACAGUGGCACUCUUCCGAGGCGAGAUGUUUGUGUUUAAGGAUCGCUGGUUCUGGCGCCUGCGCAAUAACCGGGUACAAGAGGGCUACCCCAUGCAGAUUGAGCAGUUCUGGAAGGGCCUGCCUGCCCGCAUAGAUGCAGCCUAUGAAAGGGCUGAUGGAAGAUUUGUCUUCUUCAAAGGUGACAAGUACUGGGUAUUUAAGGAGGUGACGGUGGAGCCUGGGUACCCCCACAGCCUGGGGGAGCUGGGGAGCUGUCUGCCCCGAGAAGGCAUUGACACAGCUCUGCGCUGGGAACCUGUGGGCAAGACCUACUUUUUCAAAGGCGAACGGUACUGGCGCUACAGCGAGGAGCGGCGGGCCACGGACCCUGGCUACCCCAAGCCCAUCACUGUGUGGAAGGGCAUCCCACAGGCUCCCCAGGGGGCCUUCAUCAGCAAGGAAGGAUAUUACACCUACUUCUACAAGGGCCGGGACUACUGGAAGUUUGACAACCAGAAACUGAGUGUGGAGCCAGGUUAUCCACGCAACAUCCUACGUGACUGGAUGGGCUGCAACCAGAAGGAGGUGGAACGGCGGAAGGAGCGGCGGCUGCCCCAGGACGAUGUGGACAUCAUGGUGACCAUCAAUGACGUACCAGGCUCUGUGAAUGCCGUGGCUGUGGUCAUCCCCUGCAUCUUGUCCCUCUGCAUCCUGGUGCUGGUCUACACCAUCUUCCAGUUCAAGAACAAGGCAGGCCCUCAGCCUGUCACCUACUAUAAGCGGCCAGUCCAGGAGUGGGUGUGAGCAGCCCAGAGCCCUCUCUGUCCACUCGGUCUGGCCAGCCAGGCCCUUCCUCAUCAGGGUCUCAGGGGCAGCUCUGGCCACUGCCCACCGGGGCCAGAAGGGCCCUAGGCCAGGGGUCGUGCAGCUGAAGUGGUAGGUACAUUGGCCUAGGCUGAGCAUGAGGCAGGGAGUGAUGGUGGCUGUGCCCCAGGGUGGGUGUCUGGCAGCCAGUUGCCAGCCUUCUGUCCUGGGUGAACUGCUCCCUAUGCAAGGGAAUAGGCCAGGCCCCAUCAGGAGGCAGGGACCAUGCCAGGAGGAGGCCCUGUGGUCACUGCAUCCUGUGGUUAUCAAUGAGGCACCACAGCUCUGUUCCUGGCUGGACCCACCACCUUCUGUGGAAGCCAGCACUAGCACUCUCAGCCCCCUCUGGGAGAUGCCACCAAUCCUGGUCCCCCUUUGCCAACACCUGCUGGUCAGAUGUCCCCCUGCCCCCACCCCACUGUCCUCUAAGGCUACAAGACCCCUGCUGCCAACAUGGCGGGCAACAAGCCCGGGUUUCCACUGCUGGCAUACAGCAGAUCCCUCAGGAAACCUGCUCCACAUCAGGGUCUCCUUUGAGAUCUAGGAUUUAGGGUCACAUGUUGCAGGCAGUGUUGUGGCCCAGCAAGGUCUGACAAGGACCCAGCUGUCACGUCGUGAAUAUUUAAAUGUCCUGUUACUACUGUUUUAAAAGUCCCAUUCUGCAAAGGCUGUUUGAGGCGUUAGGUGAAUUAGAGGUGACUAUCUUGGUGAUGAGGCCAGCGUGGCCGGCCCUUCCCCAGGAGACAAGGAACAAGGUGCUGCUAAGGCCACUCUAGCGCCUAGACACCCCAGGAGCUGGACCUGCUCAUGAGGCUAAAGGUCUGGGGCAGGAGCUGAUCCCAUCUCUGGAGGCUGAUCUGAGUUCUGACUAUCCUCCACUUCUCUGUCCCUCUCCCCAUUCUCCCAGUCCCCAGCCCUGUUGCUUAUGGCCUGGGGCUCAGCCUGACUAGCUAGGUGAGGCAGAAAUGGCUCCAGGCCAACAUUCUCAUGGCUUUGGGGGUAAUGGGCCCAGGGCAGCCUUCUCAAGUGUUCAGAGCCCACACCCCCAGUUACCCUGAGGCCAACUCAAUCUCUCAGCUUGGAAGCAGUGUUUAUACAAGCUUGGCCCUUGCUAACCCUGCUCACUGGGCCCAUCUGCCUGCAUUGCAGUCCCAAUCCUAGGGGCCCAUCCUUCACAGUCUCUGGAAUUCCUAGGGCUCAGCUUGCCUCACUCCAACCCAGUGGAGGCAGCCCUGUUUGUCACUGAAGAGCCCUAGGCAAGACUAAUGGGUUCAGUGAUGCCCACUGGCUCUCUGCCAAAGCCAAAAGGUGGUACAUCUUCAGGGUGCUGGCAGAGUCUCCGAUGCCACUCUGGCCCUCUGGGCCUGCAUGGGCCUCGCCCCUACCCUGUGGCCUCUGGGCUUUGGGUUGGCUUAACCUGUAGCAGACAGGGACUACUAUUGCCCUGGGAGCUGUCUUGAGCAAAAUCUCUCUUGUCCCAGAGGCACCUAUGUGGGUCCACUAUGUUCCCGGGCAUCAUCCUUCUGUCUUUUCUCAUUUUGACCAAGGGCGGGCUCCCUGGGGUGGGUGGGGAACAACUGCAGAGAUAUUAGUGAUUCAUAGGUUUGUAUAGUGUUUUAUACUUUGCAAAGCACUUUAUUAGCUCAUACCUGUCCACUCACAUGAAACUCGUGUAGGCCCUGGGAAGCCUAGGGUAACUCUCACCGUGCCCUCAAAUGAAGCACAGAGAGAUUGUUUCUUGCCCAGGCCAUCGGGUGGGCUGGCUGGGCCUUGGGUCCCCACCUAUGGACCCUUCUAGGGUCCAAGAUGAGAUCAGAAGUGUCUCUUUUAUCCAUCUUUUCCUGGCCUCCCUUCUCCCCUUCCCGGUCCCUCUCCACUCCUCAGGUUGGUGCUCUCUCUUUUUGAAAGCUCUAGGCUCCCCAGGCUCCCCAUUGGCUCCUGGUACUACCAAGGCCAGCUGAGAAAGAGCAGGAGAUGGAGGCAGGCAGCUCAGGCUGCAGAUGUGAGGGAUGCAGGGCCAGGCCCAGAGAGGGCUCAGCCUGGAGGCUUCCAAUCUCGGAUUCUCCUGUCUUGUGGUCAUCUGUUUGCCCAUCACCCCAGGACAGGGCAGACAGACAAAGGGGCACUGCACUGGGGACCCCAGAGCCCAGCUUCCCCUCGGCCCGGGGAAUAUCACAGCAUUUCAGUGUCGGUCACAUUUUAAACUGAUCAGCCUUUGUAUAAUGUUUUUUAAAUCAUUUCUAAAUAAAACAAAAAUACAGA
Molecule: messenger RNA, 4814 nt
Organism: Acinonyx jubatus (cheetah)
Lineage: Eukaryota; Metazoa; Chordata; Mammalia; Carnivora; Felidae
Gene: MMP24
Product: matrix metallopeptidase 24
Exons: 9
Coding region: 774-2492 (572 amino acids)
Biological process (GO): extracellular matrix organization; collagen catabolic process; proteolysis
Cellular component (GO): extracellular matrix
Molecular function (GO): zinc ion binding; metalloendopeptidase activity
Source: RefSeq, a predicted model, not a curated record